AUGUCGAUGGACACAUUGCUGACCAAUGAUGAUCAAUGCUCAUCUAGUGUUAUGGAAAUUGAAACUGCAAUUGCAACACCUGUUAGAGAGGUGGAAACAGGUAUUAAUCCAGAUUGCGGAACUGAAAUUACGAAGAAUCUUCAGGACUCGUUGAUCGAGGCCAAGAUGGAAAUACCUGCUGCAGAAACGGAUUUAGAUAAGGAUGAGAACAAACUGAAUGCUGCAGAAGUGAAGCAUAUUAAUCACUUGUAUGAAGGAAUCAAAUAUCAAUCUAUAGCCGUUGUAAGUGUUUCUGAAUCCAAGGAACUGAAAAAAUUGGAUCAUUGCUUACAAAAGUAUAAAGAAUUGCUUGCCGAGAGGUCACCUACAACAACGUUGUGGUUGCAAUACAUUGAAUACGUGGAAACUUUGAAGGUGUUCAUUCGUGCUGAAAGAACAGGAGAUUGGAACCUCUAUAUAGUCGCAAUUACGAAAAUGUUGUAUCUAUUUGCCGCAACUGUAUCUAGCUUUAAAUACUUGGGAGUAAUGCUGUCUACAAAUUUUACCUGGACUGAUCACAUUGAAUAUAUCUCGUCUAAGAUAAACAAGAACCUGGGUCUCUUACGCAGAAUUAAGCAUUUGUUGCCCCACCAAGCUCGCCUGCUUUUCUACAAUAGUUUAGUCUUACCAAUUUUUGACUAUGUUGACUUGGUCUGGGGGGACAAGGACAAUCUUGUUUUGAUGGGUGAGCUCCAAGUACUACAGAACAAGACUGCGAAGAUAAUAUUAGAUAGACCUUUGUACUCAUCGGCAACUGACGCGCUGUCAGCCCUGAAAUGGCUCGAUUUACGUCGACGCAGGAAUUUCCAUCGCUGCAUUCAUAUCUGGAAGUGUGUUAAUGGUCUUACGGAGCACUCUCUAGACAUUCUUAAAUGUAGUCAGAUUCACAGUCAUAACACUCGAAAUAAGGACACAAUAAGGCUACCUAAAGUCAAACGCAAUUGGGGGAAACAACGCAUUAACUAUCAAGCAAUGAAAGACUGGAAUGAUUUAGACAGUGAUACAAGAAAUGCUCCAACACUAGUGUCCUUUAAGAGAAAUCUUUUUUCUAAACUUUUAACCUAGAGCCUGCUUAGAACAUCGUGACUUACAGUUUUAGACUUUUGACUUUUAACUAGUUUUAGAUUUUUAUAAUUGCAUGAUUAUUUGUAUAUAUAAUGUUCCCUAUGUGUAGGACCUUUGUGAAAAUCACGUCAUAUGUGACAACGCUUUCCUCAUUAAAGAUUAUUAUAUAAAGAGUGCACGACUGUAUUUGCAGCUGAUGCUGGAAUUACGAGCAGGCUACCCAUGGAUAUAACAUUGCUUCCACGAACAAGGAUUCCAUACAGUCCGCAGAAGCGAUUGCUUCACUAA
Molecule: messenger RNA, 1392 nt
Organism: Paramuricea clavata
Lineage: Eukaryota; Metazoa; Cnidaria; Anthozoa; Malacalcyonacea; Plexauridae
Source: the annotation of a GenBank genome assembly